This is a messenger RNA of Naegleria fowleri, 1095 nucleotides long. RefSeq lists its product as uncharacterized. The transcript is spliced from 2 exons. Lineage: Eukaryota; Heterolobosea; Eutetramitea; Acrasida; Naegleriidae. The record is from RefSeq and is a predicted model, not a curated record. Bases 1 to 1095 code for a protein of 364 amino acids.
AUGAGAUCCUCUCCCAUAGAUCCCGAAUGGAAAAAAGCUAUUGAUGAAAUUCCUCUUGAAUUGUUCUAUCAAGUGCGAGGACAUGAAGAUGAGAAGAGAGAACAAGAAAUUAAAAAGCAAGUGGAACGUGAGGCACAACUAUUGGCCGAUCAACAAAUUAAGCAUCUUAUCAAUACUCUGGAGGAAAUUAAAGUUGAAGCUGUUCGGAAAUAUUACAAAGAAAAGCCUUUUCUUGAGGAGAAGGCUCGAACCGAAGAAGCCGCUCGCCUCGACAAGGAAUUUCAACAGAGAGAACGUGAACGAGUUUUGAAGGAAUCAGAAGAAUUGGAAAAGAAAAAACAGGAAGAAUUAAAACAGCAAAAAGAAAAGGAACUUUCCGAGUACAAGAACGCUGUGGAUACAGUUCAUUCAUUGAUUGCUGAAUUGACACGAAAUUUGCUUGAUAAUCCACCGAGUACCUUAUUAGACAAUUCAGAAAUUUAUGAUCCCAAGAAUGAUCAUCCAAUUACUGCUCAGAUUAUCCAGCAAUUUGAAUCCAGUGGUAGUCUUGAAAAUUCCAAGCUCAAACAAGAACAAGAAGAUGAGACCUUAAUUAAUACAAGGUUUGUGGAGCAACGCAGAAGAGAAAUGAUGACACUGGAGACUCCCAGACAGCCUCCUUCAAAGAAUGAAACUAUUUCCACACUCUCUGUGAAAAAACUUGGUGAAAUUUUGUACGACAAAGGAUUCAAAGAGCUUGACAAUUAUUUGGAAAGAUCUCUCAAAGAUAAGCAAGAAAUCGAAGCGAGCAUCGACAACGACAUUAGAAAUAAGGAAUUGAAAUUCCUAUUGGAAUUGUUGUACGAUCGCAAUGGUAAGAGACAUUCCAAACUAAACCACAGUAUGAGGGCGCAAUUGACAAACAACUCAGAGCCAUGGAUUGACUUUUUUACAAAAAACUUUGACCUACAAAAACAUGAAGAUGCUCUCCUGAAACAAGCAAGACCUCUACCUCGCAACCCAUUAUUCACUCAAACGGAAGGGGAUUCCACAAAACAAAGGCGGCAGUACCAGCUCAAGCAUCCUCUUUUUGAAAGAGAAGAUUCAAAACUGUAA